AUGAGCAGUCUGCUUAUCGACGACGAAACAUUUGCACGUUGUCAUAUACUUAGCGAAGUUGUCGUUGAUGAUAUUCAAGAUUCAAAUAUUGUGGGUGUAGAUAAAUUGUCUAACGCUUAUUUGGCUAAGUGUCGCGGCUCAUUUAAUCUCAAAUGGGAUCAUCCUCAUGAUCCCACAAAUAUCAAAGCAUAUGAGGAGUGUACCACAGUACCUGGUAUAAUCCCUUAUUAUUGGAGACCUAAAGGUAAUGAAGCACUUCCACCGGAAACUCAAAAUGUUGUUAUCCGUCAGCCUUCUUAUGUUUCAAUUCUUCCCCUUCUGAUUAGUGCUCGUCAUUAUAAAGUGGAUAUUCAAAAAUACGAUAUUAUAAGUGAAAGAAAUUCAUUCCGAAAAAUUACUAUGAAUAAUGAAGACUAUGUCAUAAGUGUACAGAAAUUUGGUAACACGGUAUUUCUUAGACGACAUGACGAACGACCCGAUACUAUGAAUGAUGUUGGUCAUCGAUUUGAACAACUGUGUAAGCCUGGUUAUAACAUCAACGCUUUUUACUACCAAUUAAUUGAAGGAAAUGUAGACAAUUUAAGAACACUAAUAUCAGGUGAAACUGAUGCAAUUUUAGAAAAUGAACAUCCUAUUGAGCUGAAAUGUAGCGAAUAUGACGAUAUUUACUGGAAAUAUCUCGAUCAACAUUGGUUGCAAACAUUUCUUAGUGGAGUUGAUGUUAUUGUAUUUGGCAAACGGUCAAGAAACGAUACUGACCCACAAUUAGAUUAUAUUAAAUAUUUUCUAUCUAUGGACCUGAUUGGAGAGCCUGAAAAGAAUCGAAUAUUACAGAGACUUCGCCAAGUUCUUCAGUUUCUUAAAGAUCAUGUGAAAAAAGAUAAAGUUUAUUUAUUAUCAAGUCGAAUUUGUUAUGUUCGACAUCUAACAUAA
Molecule: messenger RNA, 933 nt
Organism: Adineta steineri
Lineage: Eukaryota; Metazoa; Rotifera; Eurotatoria; Adinetida; Adinetidae
Source: the annotation of a GenBank genome assembly